Messenger RNA from Oppiella nova, 693 nucleotides. The record is from the annotation of a GenBank genome assembly. Lineage: Eukaryota; Metazoa; Arthropoda; Arachnida; Sarcoptiformes; Oppiidae.
AUGUCGUGGAAUUUUUCGGGCUCCAUGAAUGGGGUGAGCGGGGUAAAUAUGGGUCCGGUGCAUAAUACGGGCAACAUGGGUCCGGUAAACGUAGGCAAUAAUGCCGGCCUUCAUGUAAAUGGUCCUGGGUUAGACGACAAAAACAAAGUGUACCGGGAGGUGGAGAACCUAAAGAAAGUCAACUCGGCCUAUAUUGCAAAAUAUUACGAUUGGUGGAUCGGUGAAAAAACAUUCUACAUCAUCAUGGAGUAUUGCCCUGAUACUUUGCGCAAGAUCAUUAAUUUAAGACCAGCGGUAUUUACGCGAAAUUACGGGCAAACAAUGGGCGACUUGGAGUACUACAUGUCGUGCGAGAUCUUCCGCCAGACGCUAGAGUGCGUGCAAUAUAUCCACGAAUUGUGUCCACCCGUAAUUCACAGAGACCUGAAACCGGAAAACAUAUUGAUUUCGUAUGAUAGUAAGCAUGAUCGUUUUGUCAAGCUGUGCGAUUUCGGAUUGGCCGCCGUGCACCAUAAGACGAUAGAUAAUCAAGGUUCCAACGCGCAUACCAUGGACGUUGGCACGGUCGGCUAUCAAGCGCCUGAAAUUGGUAAAGGUGUCAAAUACGAUCACAAAUCGGACGUGUACAGCUUGGGCGUUAUUGGCGCGGAGUUAUUUGAGCUUGAUCGAGUAAAAUUAGAGAAGUAUAAUUAA